AUGGCAGAGAAAGAAGGUCACAUCCCAGCUUGGGAUGGCCGUGCACAAACAUGGCGACGAUACACCAAAGAAGUCGUCUGGUAUGUGAGAUCGACUCCAAUUCACAAGAGACAGUACUGUGCCACUCGACUUCUCUCUCGGCUUACAGGGCCGGCACGGCUACUUGCAAUGUCAUGGGUUGAUCUCAAUCUCGAUCAUCCAGAUGGUGUACGUGAACUUCUCCAGCGACUUGCCGCUUCGCCCUUGGUGCGGCAGAGCCUGCCAAAUGCGGCAGCCAUUUGCCAGCAAUACUUUCAGUUCCAUCGGAAGCCCUCAGAAUCCAUCCAGUCAUUCCUUGUGCGAGAAGCUUUGGGCUACACUGAAUUCGUGGAGGCCUUAGUCCGCCUCUAUGAGGACAAACAUGGUGUCCGUCAGGAAGACAAGGACUAUGGUCUGCCCAAGGCCGAUGAGUUGGAAGAGUGGAAUGAAUGGGAAGAAGGAAAUACCGAUUCUCCUCAUAGUUCUCGACGCCGUUCUGUUCGAGCUGCACAUGCUUCAGAAUAUGGCGACGCUCCCUGGCCUGAUGAAGAAGACCCCUUGCAGCCAGAAAGCGGCUCACCUUGGCAUGCUUCCACUGUGCCCUCACGUCAGUCCGUUGGCGUUCAACCGAGCACCAGUGGACCUCCGGAAUUAUCCUGGACCGACAGUUUUGUCCUGGGCGUUCUUCGUGGGUUCCGACUGCUGCAAUCCUCAGGCCUGACGCCGGAGGAUAAGCGAGAUAUCAUCAGCACCACUCGUGGCAGUCUUGAGUUCGAUGUGGUGGCAAGAGCUCUCCAGACUCUAUGGGAUGAACAAUUCCUGGGCCGGCAGAAUAACACCUUCCAGAACCACAUGCUUGAGGAGCACGACGCUCUUGUGGCUGAGAAUGGUGACUGGUCCUGGGCACUACAUGGUGACUCAUGGGAGUCUGGUGGCUGGGAGGAUUGGUCUGAUCCUCAUUCGCAGUACUAUGCUGCGGAUUGGACUGACUAUGAUUGGGAGGACGCUCAUGUACAAGAAGCUCAUGAAGCCUCUGCUGAGGACACUGAGGCCUUGAAGGAGGCUCAACAGGCUGAAAAGGUUGCUGAAUCCUUGGCCGCAGAAGCUCAGAGAACUUGGAGCGAGGCCCAGAGGGCCACAGCUGCCUUGCGUCGAGAUCGAGGGUUUGGACAUGUUGUUGGUGCCCCUGGUAAAGGUGGAAAAGGACCCUGUUUCAUUUGUGGUGGACCUCACUACUCCAAGGUAUGCCCCGACAGACGUCAUCCUUCCUACUCUAAGGGCUAUAAGGGGAAGAAUAGCUUCUACCAGUAUGACUACAACCCUGAAGAGCUCUAUUUUGUUGGGAAGGGUAAGGGCAAACAGAAGGGAAAGCACUCCACCUUCUUCGCCUCCAAGGGGAAGAAGGGAAAGGGGAAGUCAUCUUCCUCGAUGAUGACGCGGCCGCCUGUCAAUGCCUAUGCGGCCGAUGAAGUUUUCAUGGGUGCCCUAGAGAUCGCUGAGGCUCACCGGGCGGAAACCGCCACGCCCCUAGAGGCCAUGGGAGCCCACCAAGGUUUGCUUGAUUGCGGUGCGACAGCUUCGGCUGGCCCCCAAGUUGCUGUCGAGAGCCUCAUGAAGGCCAUUCUGUCGAAAGACCACCAAGCUCAGAUCGAGAUCCAAAAGGAUGAGAGACCAUACUUUCGUUUCGGAAACGGUCGUUGGGGGCAAGGCACUCCCUCCGAUCUCGUGGUGGCGGCCAUCAAGGCAUCGACACCCAAGAAGAAGGAGACAGCUCCACUCGACCACGACCGCUCCUUCAAGAUGGACACAAGGGAUCCACGUGCCAGCAGCACUCAGUGGCCGUGCUUCGCCAAACAUGUUCCGGCCACCAUGAAGUACAAUCCUCACGGAGCAUGGAUCAACUGCGCAGUCUGCCAUGUCCGCCUGGAGUACAUCCCUCGGGUGGGCUCUCCGGGACAACACACCAAGCUCGACAAUCCGGCCAUGGUCAAGCGCAUGCUCAAGGAGCUCUACGACCUGAUGGACGGAGAAUCACCGACAGAGGACAUCUGUCGCGCAAUGCAAGUCAAGAUCGAUGCGGAGGAGGCCUUGCUCAAGCUGGUGGCCGAUGCCAAGAAGUCACCACCAAGGACACCUCCGUCGAAGGGCUACAAGACACCCGUGCAGGACCUGACCCUCUCCAUGAGUCAGCGACCAAGCUCCCCGGCUCCCUCCUGGAACAUGGUUCAUCCGGUGACGGGCACUCAGUCACCGAGUUCCGAGGAUUCGGGACCUCUCACCGGAGCCGACAUGGAGAAGCUGCUGACCGAGGAAGAGAAGAUUCGUCUUGCCGCCCUUCUACGAGAUCGAAAGGCCGACGCAAUGUCAAGUGGGGAUCUCAUGAAUCCCAACCUGUUCGAAGCAGCGUGA
Molecule: messenger RNA, 2427 nt
Organism: Durusdinium trenchii
Lineage: Eukaryota; Dinophyceae; Suessiales; Symbiodiniaceae
Source: the annotation of a GenBank genome assembly